UUCCGCGGUGUGGCGCAUUCGGCGGUACCCUUUGAAUGUUCAAACAUAAAGUAUUAGAUGAUUUGGGGAACAUCAAUGCCCUCUACUGUUGCGCACAGCCAUGCAGGAAUUUGUAGUAAAUCUGGACCUCCUGGCUCUCGGCUCUUGACCCCCUUUCUAUGUUUCUGGGCCACCUCCGGGGGCAUGUAUUGGAGAGGGCCAUUAGGAUAUUUGACAAUCUCAGCUUGUUACAACUCCAUCAGUUAAUUGGAUCCCUUGUAGCGCCGCUCGUUUGACUCAUCUGCCACUUAAAAAGACAAAAGCGCACUGGGGGUCGUUCACACCUCGCGUCUCUGAGCAGGUAUAAAAGACCCGCGGCCUCUCCAAGCAUCAUUCCACUUCACUCUUCAGAAGCCUGAGAAACAUCUCCGCAGCGGAUAAGACAUUUUUUUGCCUUUUCCUAAACUCAGAAGCCAUGCAGAUGCCUGGACGCACUCACGAAACUUUUGGACACUCCAUGCGUCUACACGCAGCUUUCUAUCCGGACUAUGCCAGUAACGCGUGCCUGUCCAAUUCUUCAAAACCGAAUACGGGGAAAUCAUUCACAAUCGACGCAUUACUGGCCAGGCCUGAUCAUACAGAGAAAGAGAGGACACAUCUCUAUAGGAACAUAAACAGUCAACCUCAAGUCUCGACCACGGCGGUCCCUUUUGCGGCGCACAUGUACUCGCAAAUUCCACAGUUUGCGUAUAACCAGGGCAUUAUGCAUACACAGACCGGAUAUCCCGUUUUCUGUUAUCCACCCUAUAACUACCAGACACCGUGUCGAGGAGCUAUGUACGCACAAGAUGCAGUACUUGCGAAAGCUGGAGUGCACUCUCACUACAAACACAAAGCUGGAAAAUCAAAGAGAAUGCGCACCAGUUUCACCAAUGAGCAGCUGUCCAGACUUGAGAAAGAGUUUGCGCGUCAGCAGUAUAUGGUGGGAUCAGAGCGCUUCCUCUUGGCGUCUGCUCUUCAGCUCACUGAAGCACAGGUUAAAGUUUGGUUCCAGAACAGACGCAUCAAGUGGAGAAAACAGAGUCUUGAGCAGCAGCAGGCCAAAUUGGCCAAACUAGGCAUCACAGUGCAGCCAAAAAGCCCAGGAUCACAGGGCAGAGAGGACGAGGAAAGAGAUUUUACUGAGGACUCUGAUGUCGACAUUGACAUCGAUGAUUCACUUCAAGACUGAAAAAAUCACAUCUGCCUUUACUAUUCCACGUUUUGUACAUAUUCGUUUUUCACAAGAUGAAACAGUCUACUCUAUUUGUACAAAUAUUUAAUUAACAGAUAUAUAUUUAAGGUGUUUCGUUUAUACACCAUUGCUCUUAUAAGGGUAUCUUUGAUUUUUGUUAAAAAGCUUGUAUAUUGAUGAAAUAAAGGAAUA
This is a messenger RNA of Misgurnus anguillicaudatus (oriental weatherfish), 1405 nucleotides long. It is a transcript of the gene noto, whose product is annotated as notochord homeobox. Gene Ontology annotation, molecular function: RNA polymerase II cis-regulatory region sequence-specific DNA binding; DNA-binding transcription factor activity, RNA polymerase II-specific. Gene Ontology annotation, biological process: neuron differentiation; regulation of transcription by RNA polymerase II; central nervous system development. Lineage: Eukaryota; Metazoa; Chordata; Actinopteri; Cypriniformes; Cobitidae. The record is from RefSeq and is a predicted model, not a curated record. Gene Ontology annotation, cellular component: nucleus.